Hordeum vulgare subsp. vulgare (domesticated barley) is the source of this 2146-nucleotide messenger RNA. RefSeq lists its product as uncharacterized. The transcript has a single exon. NCBI's taxonomy places the organism in Eukaryota, Viridiplantae, Streptophyta, Magnoliopsida, Poales, Poaceae. The record is from RefSeq and is a predicted model, not a curated record. Bases 736 to 1794 code for a protein of 352 amino acids.
ACAAACCAUGAGACUGAAAUUGUGCAGCCCACCGUGCUAAUCGGGCCAACAAACCGACCCGUUUAGUAACCGGGCCGUGCCUGGGCCUGGAGGCGCAGCUCACGGACUGAUACGGCAUGGUUCGAUUACUAAACGUGCCUCGACGGACCAUGUCGGACCAGGCACGAUUAGCACGGGUCGUGCCGUGGCGUGCCGGGCCGGCCAUUUUGGCCAGGUAUGCUAGCACGGCCCGUUUAGCCAGGUAUACUUCCUCAUUUCAGAUCCAAUCUCCUCACACUCACAGCACCCGGCUCCUUCACUCCUCUUGCCAAGACACCGACCCUCUUCCUCGACGCCUCGCUUUCCUGGCCGCCGCCUCCCUAUUAGCGUCGCUGUUUCUCUCACAGCCUUCCUCGCCCUGCUACAUCGACCUCACGGCGUUUGCUGCCGCGAGGAAGCGAGGCCGAGGAAGUCGACAAGCAAACGGUAGAUUUUGCGACCAACUUCGCGAUUUCCGGCGUUGGUUCUGCCGUCCAACGGCGUGAAUCCAUCUUCAUUUCAGAUUUUCAGAGCCGGAGAGGAACUGUACCAGCCACCAACAGGAUUCACGAAUCCGAGACCAAGCGAGAGUCCAAGGGGAAAGUUCCCUUUUUUCUUCUUUCGAUUCGGAUUGAGGACCUGGAAUCCCCAUAAAUAAAAGUCCAACAAGGGGCCGGUCUGGUCUGGACGGAGAAAUUUGCCAGAGAUUGGCGGUGGAUGGCCGCCGGCAACCAGCGGAAGCGCCUCUUUGUGGUGAUGAAGGAUAAAAAGCCUGAUUAUUUUGUCUACGGCAUCAACAUCGAGCAUAUGUUCCAGUCCGGCCCCUCCCGAGGGGCUGCGAUAGAGAUCCGCAGCCUCCCCAGCCCCAUGGGGCAGAUCCCCAAGCCCCUCGCCGACCCGGAGCGCGUCGACUUCGCCCUCGCCGGCGACGGCGCCACCCUGGUUGGCGUCAGUAACCUCAAGCGCACCGUCUUGUACGACACGAGGUCCGGAGCCACGUCAACGGGGCCGGAGCUCCAGCAUGACAAGACCGGCGGCACCUUUGUCGUCCCGCUGGGGCGCAGGCUCUACGCGCUCAAAUGCCGUCUCAACAGGUCUGACCAAGGGAAGCCGUCCGGCGAGGACUGCACCCUCCUCAUCCAGGACGCCGGCGGCACCCGCCUCAGGCUGGACUGCUCCUCUAGCUCAUGGCGCACCCUCCCAGAGCCCCCGCCCGACUUCCGCAGCCUGAACGGCUUCCAGAUCAAAUGCCAGCUCACCGCCUACUUCACCGCCGGCGCGCGCAUCUGGGUCUCGGCGGAGAAGAGGGGCACCUACUCUUUCCACACCGUCCGCCGCCAGUGGCGCAAGGAGGGCGACUGGCAGCUGCCCUUCCACCACCGCGCCGUGUUCGUCCCUGAGCUCGACAACCUCUGCUUCGGCCUCAGCUCCAAGGACCGCUGCCUCGUGGCCGUCGACGUCCGGCAAUCCCCGCCGGUCGUCCGGUACAACUGGGAGGACACAUUCCCCGCCUGGGCCCGUGACAACGGCAACCUCUGCGGCCUCAUGCCGGAAGGCAGCCUGGUGUACCUCGGGGACGGCAGGUUCUGCAUUGCUUGGACUGUCUUGAUGAUUGACAAUGUCGAUGGCCGCACGCACUACUUCCUCCACUUGAUGGCCGUGCAACUCAUCAAGACCUCUUCUACCGGCUCCGGCAAGAAGCAUCUGCGGAUGGUUAAGCGCGGAGUUUGCUGCUACGAGAUGCCAAGCCAUGGCCUCAUGGCUCAUGUUUUCUAACCACACUAGUUGUAUCCUUGCACUUGGAGGAACUGACUGCUUAUUGGAGGUCUCUCGGCAAAUCCUUGAUGAAGCAGCUGCGGAUGGUCAAGAGGGAAUGACUUCAGCUUCAGACUGUCAAUGGUUUUGUAGUAGCAUACCAGCCAUGGAAUCUGAAUGUUCAAUCUUUCCUCAAACUUUUGAAAAUUCCAUGUUUUAUAACUGUUGUUGCCUUGUUGGGCAAUGAAUUCUAUUUAAUGUAGUUUCAUUGGCCAGUUAGGUUUUGUACAAUCGUAGUUCUUGUUUUGGAUUUAUAGGCUAUGAUGCAUGACUAUCCGAGAUACAUUCAGUGAAAUAUGGUAUCACACGAAAA